UACGAAAUUUUUGUGUUUUAGCUUAAUUCUGUCAUUUUAGAUCAAAAUGGGAUGUGAUGGUGGUACGAUACCUAAGAGGGAUGAACUUGUCAGGACGAAGAAAAGACCAGAGCAGAAAGAUAAAACUGCUGAUCUUGAUGCCAAGUGGAAACAUUGUGCAAUAACUCAGGAACAACUUCGUGAACCAAUCAUGGCAUGUGAGCUUGGCAGGUUGUACAACAAAGAGGCAGUGUUGGAAUUUUUGAUUGACAGGACUAAAUUUGAGUGUGCCUCAAGCUUUGAACAUCUGCGUGGUCUCAAGGAUUUAAAAGAGUUAAAAUUGACAGAAAAUAAAGGCUAUGGACGACCAAAGAGUGAAAAAGGAGACAGCUAUAUUGACACACAAGACGCCAAGUACAUCUGCCCGGUAGUGGGGAUCACCAUGAAUGGAAAACAUGGGUUUAGCUUCAUCUGGUCCUGUGGAUGUGUUUUAUCUGACAGAGCUCUCAAAGAAGUCAAAUCUGACAUCUGUCAUAAGUGUGGCAGUAAAUUCUCCAGAGAUGAUGUGAUCACAUUAAAUGGGUCUGAUGAGGAUCUGGAGCGAUUACAGCAGAGAAUGAAGACGAGAAAGGAACAAGCCAAACUGGCAAAGAAAGCUAAAAAGCACAAAGCUGAAUCAACAGAAUCUGAAUCAAAAGUCACAGAUGCAAAGAAAGCAAAAACAGAAAAGCCAUCUACCAAGAGCUCUUCCCGUGAAGCAUCAGGGGGCCCCAAGGACAAACUUGUGACCCACACAAGCAUUCAGAAGGACCCUAAGGCCAGCUCUACCUACAAGUCUCUCUUCACCUCCAGUAGCAAAGCUAAAAAUCAACAAUCCGCUCACUGGGUCACUUACAAUCCAUUCUAUAACUGACAAGGGGGAUGUAGCCAAUAAGCCUAGCAUUAUAUGAAGAUGUACACUGAAAAUAUUCAUCAGAUCUAAAGAUUUCCAAACGUCAUAUGAAUUGUUUGUACAUGUAUUACAAUUCUUAAGAGAAUUCCAAUGAUGCAUACAAUUUUUUUUAAUAUUGAUUCAUGGCAUUAGUCAGUGGGAACAAUAUUCAAGGGCAAAUAGGAAUCUAUUUUGGAGGUAGUUCAUUGACUUUGAUUUGGUCAUAUAAAUGAUAAUCUGCAGUUUUUAUAAACAUGUAUGUACCACAAGAUAUAUUAAAAGUAUAACAGAAAGAUUACCGAAAUGAAUUCAAGUUGUCAUUGUUU
Molecule: messenger RNA, 1236 nt
Organism: Saccostrea echinata
Lineage: Eukaryota; Metazoa; Mollusca; Bivalvia; Ostreida; Ostreidae
Product: replication termination factor 2-like
Exons: 8
Coding region: 47-892 (281 amino acids)
Biological process (GO): site-specific DNA replication termination at RTS1 barrier; mitotic DNA replication termination
Cellular component (GO): nucleus
Source: RefSeq, a predicted model, not a curated record